This is a messenger RNA of Triplophysa rosa, 4437 nucleotides long. RefSeq names its product ORAI calcium release-activated calcium modulator 1a (gene orai1a). Gene Ontology annotation, biological process: store-operated calcium entry. Gene Ontology annotation, cellular component: membrane. The transcript has 2 exons. The record is from RefSeq and is a predicted model, not a curated record. The coding region runs from base 165 to 866 and encodes 233 amino acids. NCBI's taxonomy places the organism in Eukaryota, Metazoa, Chordata, Actinopteri, Cypriniformes, Nemacheilidae. Gene Ontology annotation, molecular function: store-operated calcium channel activity.
CCGAACCGCAAUCGUGGUUAGUUGGUCAUGUUACAGUUUGAGCAUGUCACAACGGGUUGAAGCGAUCUGGGAGACGUACAGAGGGUAAUAAGAUACAAAAACGUCCUUAGUUUAAAACAUUAGGCUAUUUUACAAACAUUUGAACCACCUUCGAAACAAGCGCGAUGAGUUUGAACGAGCAUUCGCUUCAAGCUCUGUCAUGGAGAAAACUUUACUUGAGUCGAGCCAAACUGAAAGCGACCAGCCGAACCUCUGCGCUGCUCUCCGGCUUCGCUAUGGUAGCAAUGGUGGAAGUCCAGUUGGAGGAAGAUCACGUGUAUCCUCCCGGCUUACUGAUCGCUUUCAGCGCUUGCACAACAGUGCUGGUUGCCGUUCAUCUCUUUGCUCUGAUGAUCAGCACGUGCAUCCUGCCCAACCUGGAAGCUGUGAGCAACAUCCAUAACCUCAACUCCAUCAAAGAAUCGCCGCACGAGCGGAUGCACUGCCACAUCGAGCUGGCCUGGGCUUUCUCCACCGUCAUUGGUACCCUUCUCUUUCUCGCAGAGGUGGUCCUUCUCUGCUGGGUGAAGUUCCUCCCUCUGAAGAAUAAAAAGCCAGUCCCUAAUGAGAAGAACGUUACCACUGAACCUCCAGGUAUGAGCCCAGGGGAAGCCGCAGCAAUCGCCUCUACCUCCAUCAUGGUGCCCUUCGGUCUGGUGUUUAUCGUUUUCGCGGUGCAUUUCUACCGUUCUCUGGUGAGUCACAAAACGGACCAGCAGUUCAAGGAGCUGGAAGCUCUGUCCAACAUCACACGGCUGCAGAACCAGCUGGAUCACAGGGGAGAUGCCUCCAACUUGCAGACCUCUUCAGCACAUUUUGUUGCCUAGUGAAAGCGCUUUAGAUGAGCCAGAUCAUAUUUCUCUAACAUAAGGAAUGGCAUCAUCAUUGAAUGGACACUAUAUGGUACGAAUCAGAUUUUAUGUUAUGAUAGUGUCAAUAUAGAAGGUUUCAGCAGCAACAACAUAAACAAAUGUUAUGUGGCCCAAACUUAACUUCCAUUAAACCACCGCAAAGAAUCAAUAACUGUUGAGUAGUUUUAAUUUAAUAAAUUAAUAUACGUAAAACAUUAAUAUUAAUAUAAAUUAACUGUAAAUAAAUUAUGUUAUAACCGAACACAGACCGGAAGUUAACUUCUGGCCAGGUGUGUACAUCCGAUGAAGCCGUCUAUAGGUGUUCACAACAUAAUACUGCUGGGUUUUUAUGUUUUUUUCAAUACACCAAGUAUUGUGAUUCGCUUUCAGUUUGUUUUUAUUUAUCUGCACCCAUGUUAUUCUUAUAUUUUCAUAUGUGCAACCCCAAAUGAGAGGGGAAAUAUGGCUCUAGCUAUUUAGUUAUGAAUACGAAUGAAAAGGUCAAAAAUCUUCAAAGUGUCUGUUUGCAAAUUUUAAAUAGUGCCAUUCCAUAGUGGACUAUGGAAGUGAAGAGUAACUGAAAAAAGAGCAGUUUUUUUAAUUUUGUGAUUCAGCCAAAUGUUUAUCUACUAUCCUCAUUUCAGUCAAUUAUGUGUCCAGGGGCCCGUUUCAGAAAGGAGGUUUAGUGAAAUCUCUGAGUAUAUUGACCCUGAAAUGAGGGAAACUCUGGGUUUUCUGUUUCAGAAUGUGAGGAAUGUCAAACCCGAGAAAGCGGUGUAACUCAAGCCCGUUUCUAAAGGAGAGGUAACUUAUACUCAGAGUCAGUAACCAUAGUAACUUACUCUGUGAACUUAACCUGGUCUGGAGCAGGUUUUCUUUGGUAAACCCAGAGUUUAUUUCAAUCUCCUCCCCCUUUUAAAGCACAAGUGGUGUAACGUAUUCAUUCGUUAAUACAGUCAUUCAUGGCACACAUUUUGAUCACAUAGAGACCAUCUCAGUGACUUAUAUGUCAUAUGUGCUUUUAUAGAGGAUUCAUGAAGAGGCUGCAUUCAUUCACUGGAAUGUACUUUGAUUUCAGGAGAGCAAUUUAGGACCUGAGUGGAAUUUUGUCAUUUCCCUGUGCAUUUUUAUUAAAACUGUACCGUUUUUCUUUACAGUGAAUUAGAUAUAUCAAAAUAUAUCUCAUCCAUCCUUACAUCAAUAACAUCAGACAACGUAGGUGUAUUACAUCAGAGCAUAAUUUUCUAUGGACGAUGAGAAAUGACUUAAUAAAGUGUAUAAAUAAAGUGCAUGAAUAAAGAAAUGAAUAAAUACAGACAUGCAUACAGAAAUGAAGCGAUAAAGGUUAUAAACAGGUAAUUUUGACGUGCAGCCAAUCCAACUGAAAUCUGCUCAGAGCAGGGUUCGGACCGGCGAUCAGUCUAAUUUUGCACGAGAGUCUGACGCCCUACAGGUGUCCUAUACACCAUGACGUCUCAUUUCCGUAACUAGAGGACUCAUGGCGAGUGAGAACAUACAAUGUUUUUAUUAUUUCUAUUUUAUUUCUAUUGUUUCAUUCAUUUAAUGAUUAAUUUGUUUGUUUAUUGGUACAUUUAUUAAUUUAAACUUAAGUCAUUUUCAGGACAUCAGUAAAUCCACUGUAUGCAGAGCGGAAAGUGUGCCUCACUCUCAAGUGCUUUCUGCUGCCAUGUUGAUUUUUUUGGUGCCAUUGCCAUGGUGAAUCGUAAUAUCGGAGCUCCAUUGAUGAUGGCUUUUUAUAGUCGUGCACGUGCUUAACCCAGGGUAAGCCUACCCAGAGUAAAUUGAACUAACUCAAAUGAGCUGUUCUGAAACCAAAAACUCAAAGUUUCUAAUUUCUAAGUAAACCAACUUUGAGUUCAAGGUUUAACCUAAAGUUGGUUGAACCUCCUUAUUGAAACGGGCCCCUGGACAUAUAAAAGCAUUUGCUACUGGAUUAAGACCAAAACAGUGCUUUUAAAAUAGCGUUAUUUUGAUUUUCACAAAAUAUUUGCGUGCAUGUUUUGAGUGUGUAAAUACAAAAUGUACAUUGACUAAUUUCAGAAAUAUUUUAUCUUAGGUUUUUUGGUAGAUAAGAAUUAACACUUGUAUAAUUUGUAGGGAUGUAAUGAUUCACCGUGAGUUGGUAUUUAGUGCAAAUUUGGUAGUUGUGGAUAUGCGGAUAUUUCUUUUUAAAAAAUCCAAGUUAGGAAAAGCACAGACAAGUCUUUACUUUUUCUAACAAGUCUGUGCAUUUCCUAACUUGGAUUUUUUUUAUUUUUGUUAAGAAAUAUCAGCAUGUUUAUAUUAAAAAGACUUGUAUUAUUCAUUUUUUUUAUUUGAUUUGGAAUUUGUUUUAAAAUUGCAAUUUAAUUUUGUUAUUUGACAUGAAAGAUAUUUUUAUUUUACGAAUUGGCAGCAUUUGAGAAAUAAUAAAAGGGCACUUGUUCAUUUCUAAAUUGUUCUCAACUCAUAUUGUAAAAAAAUUUUGCAUUCUGAGAUCAGUAUCGUGAAUCGUAUCGCAACAUGAGCUGAGUGAAUCGCUACAUCCCUAAUAAUUUGUUUACAUGGAUUGUCUUUUAUUAAUAAUAAAAUAUUUUAUAGGUUUUUGCACACCUACUGUAAAGCUAUAAUAUAAUAAAGAAGAGGAGACAUUUUUAGACUAUUUGAUUGAUACAGUGGUCUCGAAAAACAAAACAAAAAACCACUUAAAAUGUAUGCAUGAUUAUACAACAAAAUCAUACACCAAUUUCAUUUUUUUCAAUUCACAAAAAAGGUUGAUAUAGAGUAAAUGUAUAUAAAUUAUGAAACAAUAGACAAGUUGUUCAAAAUUAGUUCAAAAUCAAGAUAUUAGAAGAACAUAAUCUGUGAGAACUGUAUGAUUUUACAAAUGUAAUCUGUAGUGACAUUUUAUUUGGAACCACUGUGUUUGCAUGUUUGAUGAUUACUCUUGUGUGCAUAUACCGUAUUUUUUUGCUAAUACAGCAGUUACAAGUUAAAAAUUGUAUUGUGUUGAGUUUUGUAGAAUACAUAAAUAUUCAUACUUUUGUGCGUUAGACUUGAAAAUCUUAGGUUGAGAGGAUUGGCUCAGUCUUAUCCUCUACUUAAACACAAAAUUACACUCAACAAAUGGUUAAAUGUAUACUAUCCACAAUUUCUCCAACUGGAAAGAUUUUACUGGUAUGCUUAAUAUUUUUUAGUUUAAGUGUUAUUUCUUUGGUAGUUUGCAUUUGUGCAGGUCUUUGCUAAUGAAAAUAGCAGUCACCAAGAGUUUGUGUGCAUUGGCAUAAAUUUUGUUUUAAAGCUGUAUGUGUAUAAGCUGCUAAUCUCAUGUAUUUUAAACGUCCUGUUUAAUGGAGGGUAAAUAAGGCUUUAAUUUUGUAUUUACACCAGGGCUGGGAAGCCAACUUCAUGAUGGAUUGUCUGUGGCAAUACUUGUGUUGCUGGUAAUUGAACAUGUUUAUGCCAUUUUAAGCAGGCUCCAAGACAUUCUCAUCGAUGUUUCAUUGUCAAGUACUGCAAGAAUGAGAAAAAAAUAAAAAUGUACAAA